Molecule: messenger RNA, 1486 nt
Organism: Erpetoichthys calabaricus (reedfish)
Lineage: Eukaryota; Metazoa; Chordata; Cladistia; Polypteriformes; Polypteridae
Exons: 2
Coding region: 59-793 (244 amino acids)
Source: RefSeq, a predicted model, not a curated record
GGAUUUCUAAAUAGAUCACACUGUUGGACAGGUGGAAGUUGCUGUUACUACAAACAAAAUGGGUGCCAAUGUGAUGUAUCUUGGAAUAAUGGCAUUGGUUCUGAUUCUUUUGGCAGAGCCAGUCUACAUGCAGGGGACUUCACAAUCCUCUGCAAAUGCUUCAAAUGUCUCCUUUCCUACCCAGCCCACAGCAUCAUCUACAACCAUUUUAAAUUCAACAAUGACUAGCACUGCUUCUUCAACCAUAACAUCAUCUUCAACUUCCAUAGGAAAUAUAGCAGUCCAAAACUCAAUUUCUGCAACUUCAAUGUCAAUGUCAACUAGUACAGAAAAUGCAACAACAAACAGCUCCACUUCUGCAACUUCAAUGUCAAUGUCAACUAGUACAGGAAAUGCAACAACAAACAGCUCCACUUCUUCAACUUCACCAUCUUCAAUUAGCACAAGUACAAACAAAAACAACUCAACGUAUUCAACAUCUUCUGCAAUUAGUGCACAAAAUACAACUACAAAUAAAUCAAAUUCUUCAUCUUCACCGAGCACAGGACAUACAACAAGCAACAGUUCUAUGUCCUCAAGUUCAACAUUAUCUUCAGUUAGCCCAAAUAGUGCAAUAAGUAGCAACAGCUCUACUCCCCAGAAUGGAACAUCAUCUUCAGUUAACACAGUAUCUGUCUCUUCCACCACUAAGUCUACCACCAAAAAUUCUGCCAGUCUGAUAUCCUGUUCAAUUUAUAAGACUGCACAACUUCUUCUAAUUGCUGUGUUUCUUAAUCAGGCAUUGAUGUUCUAAUAAAUAUCAAAAUUCAACUUCUUUAAAGUUGUAAAACAACCAAAAAAAUUGAUCUUUCAUAUGUGUAUAUACUAAAUAAAUAUAUAAAUCAAAUUGUAUGUCAAAUUAAGACUUAAUAGUUUGCAGGCAUGUACAUGAUUGGUACAUAUGUGCUUUAUGAGGUAUAGUUUAUUCUAAAUGUACAGAUUGCCUGGAAUGGGUGUUGAAAACUGAAAGGCAAUUGCACCAUUCUCAGUGGUCCAAAUGAGCCAACUUUACUGGUAACUGGGAUACUGAGUCUAAAACCAGAACAAUGGAAAGGUCAGCAAGAAAAGCUCAUGUGUCUAACACUAUAAAAGGCAUGCUCUGUUUUAUUUUUUAUAAAUUGAUUUUCAUGCAUGUAUUUAAGUGUGUCAAAAAUCUGUGCAAUUAUAUGCAAACUAUGAAAACAAUUUGCUACAAGUUCCAAAAAUUCUUUAAAAUUAGAAAAAAAAUAACAGAUAAUAAAUGUUGGUAUUGUAAGGCUGAACCCAUCCAGUCAAGUACCGGUAAUUGUAAUUCUGAACUUUUUGUUGGAUGAAAAGCAUGCAGUAUCUACUUCUCCAAUUUGUCAAUGAAAUAUUGCUCUUAAAAUGUAGGGAUAAGGCAUAUUGUUGAGUUUGGCUCCUUGAUUUCAGUAUAACAGAUAAAACAAUAAAAAUAUCUCACACUCCA